Rosa rugosa (rugosa rose) is the source of this 5776-nucleotide messenger RNA. Its product is annotated as serine carboxypeptidase 24. NCBI's taxonomy places the organism in Eukaryota, Viridiplantae, Streptophyta, Magnoliopsida, Rosales, Rosaceae. The coding region runs from base 457 to 1875 and encodes 472 amino acids. Gene Ontology annotation, molecular function: serine-type carboxypeptidase activity. The transcript has 9 exons. Gene Ontology annotation, biological process: proteolysis; brassinosteroid mediated signaling pathway. The record is from RefSeq and is a predicted model, not a curated record.
GUGAGGCAUUUAUGAUGCUAGCAAGGCCAUAAACAAAACCAACUAAAGUUUUCUAUUGUAUAGCUUUUAAGUAGGAUCUGCGAGGCAAACAGGACCAGCUCACCUCUCAGAGUCUCAGGCUUUCAUGACUCUCUCCCUCUCUCUCUCUCAAAUUCUGGACAUAUAGAGUGAGAGAUCAGAGAGAGAUAGUAAGAGGGAGCUAGCAGGUCCACCACCAAUGCAAGUUGCUUUUGUGUAGUAAUGCAGUAACAUCUGUAUCAGAGUGGACUUCCCUAUACCAGUAUAUAUAAUUGAAGCUACAGCUAGUUAGCUUCAGUAUAUAUACCUCUAUAUCUCUCUCCUUCUUCUCAGGUAAUCUAUCUCUGUGUCUGAGUCUCUGAGAGAGAAGAAACUCUCUCCUUCAGAGAGAGAGAGAGAGAGAGAGAGAGAGAGAAGCCAAGCCUGAGAAUAGUGGCAAUGGCGUUAGUACAUAGCAACAGUAGCGCUACCAUUAUGAUCUUCUUUUACUCCAUAUUAGUGUUCAUGUUAUCUCUAACAACCACCACCAUCAAUGUGGCUGCGACGGCGAAAGAGCAAGAGCUAGACCGAAUCUCAGCGCUGCCGGGACAACCGCCGGUUUCGUUCUCGCAGUAUUCUGGUUACGUCACCGUCAACGAGAAACAUGGCCGAGCUCUCUUCUACUGGUUCAUUGAAGCCACUGCUUCUCCUCAGAACAAACCUCUCGUUCUUUGGCUCAAUGGAGGACCAGGUUGUUCAUCAGUGGCAUAUGGAGCAUCAGAAGAAAUCGGCCCGUUUCGGAUUAAUACAACCGGUUCAUCUCUUUAUCUCAACAAGUAUUCAUGGAACAGAGAAGCGAAUAUUCUCUUUCUUGAAUCGCCUGCUGGUGUCGGUUUCUCAUAUACAAACACAAGCGCUGACCUUAAAGAUUCUGGGGACAAAAGGACUGCUCAGGAUGCUCUAACUUUUCUGCUCCAGUGGUUAUCAAGAUUUCCUCAAUACAAAUACAGAGAAUUCUACAUUUCCGGGGAGAGCUAUGCAGGGCAUUAUGUUCCUCAGUUGGCAAAGGAAAUUGUCAAUUACAAUAAAGCACAUUCCCAUCCCAUUAUCAAUCUAAAGGGGUUUAUUGUGGGCAAUGCUGUAACAGACAACUAUUAUGAUAGCAUUGGAACCGUCGCAUAUUGGUGGACACAUUCCAUAAUAUCUGAUCACACCUACAGAUCAAUCCUCGACCAUUGCAAUUUCACAGCCGAUAAAUCAACCACGCAAUGCGAUGAUGCUGUAGAUUAUGCCAUGAACCACGAAUUUGGAGACAUUGACCAGUACAGUAUUUACACACCAUUUUGCUUGACACAGAUUAAUAACGCCAAAAGGCAUCUAAGGCUUAAAAACACUCUUCUGCGCCGACGUAUCUCUGGGUAUGAUCCGUGCACUGAGAAUUAUGCAGAGAAGUACUAUAAUCGGCCAGAUGUACAGAAGGCAAUGCAUGCAAAUAUUACCAAAAUUCCUUACAAGUGGACUGCUUGCAGUGAUACUCUUAUCAAGAAUUGGAAUGAUUCAGAAGAUUCCAUGCUGCCUACAUACAAGGAGCUGAUGGCAGCUGGUCUAAAAAUUUGGGUUUUCAGCGGGGACACAGAUUCAGUAGUACCAGUGACUGCUACUAGGUUCUCCCUCAGUCAUCUCAACCUUACUAUCAAAACCCCAUGGUAUCCAUGGUACACAGGAGGCCAGGUGGGAGGAUGGACAGAAGUCUACUAUGGCUUAACCUUUGCAACUAUACGAGGUGCUGGCCACGAGGUUCCACUGUUUAAACCAAAGAGAGCUUUCGUGCUUUUCCAAUCAUUUUUAGCAGGAAAACAAUUGCCAAGACCUAAUUGACAUGUUACUCAGAAAUACAGAUUCCCAUGCAAAUGGGGUGAUGAAGAGCUAGGCAGCUAGUUUAGGAACCAUUUAUUCAAAAUAUUUCUUACAUAUUCAUAUUUUCAUAUUUUCAUGACAAUGUAUUUAAUUUUAAUUUAUCUAUAUAGAUUAAGAUGAAUCGUGAUUUUAAAAUUUGUUUUGAAUAACAAAUUCUACAAUGCAAAGGACAAUAAAAUGUACGUGAGGUAUCUUCUGAUCAUUAAUGUGGUAAUAUCGAUCAGCUUCUUUUUUACAGUCAAACAAAUUUUGUAGCAUGUAGCAGUUUCUUUAAAUAGUAUGUAGUAAUACAAGUGUAAAUAGCCUGUCAAGAGCUAACCAUGUAUUGACAUAUAUAGCAAAUUAACAAUAAUACAGCUGACCAAAUUAAUACCAUAGUAAUAUAGAAGAUCAGAAACCACUAGCAGAAAAUUAGCUCCAUCUGCUGUGAAAUGAGGCCACUACCUCUUUAAAAAGAAGAAAACAACGUCAGAGACAAACAGGAAACUUCAUUCCUUGAACUUCCUCAAGUAGCUAGUGUAAAUCAGUCCAAACUAAUGCGUCAACCAAAUUCCCAUAAUCUUUUAGGGAAAUCAAGCCCCCUUUCAUAGUAAAGACUCGCAGACAUUGCCAAAACCCAGUUUCAGUAAUGCGCGUAACACGUCUUAAAUAAAAAAAGAACGAUUUGUCGCCCAAUUCUUCUGUGAAAAAUAUGCCAUGUUCCCAUUCACAAACAACAAACGGAACGUUAGACAGAAAACCUGAUUCAAGCGUAUUAAUGGUGUAAUCUAGUGUCCACUGCUUUCUGUUGUAAUCUUUCAUUACCCAUAUCUCAAUUUUCGUAUCUGAUGAAGUAUCAACAAUAGCAAUAGAUCUGUUUGGCUCCAAAACCAGUUGGCUUGCAAACUGUCUCUUUUGAGCGAGUGAUUGCGCAGGCGUGCCAGCACCGCGGGGUGCAGUCGUUGGGGUAGUCCCUUGACCUGACUUCUUCUUCAAGCGCUGUGGACGAGGAGAGCACCAACCUCGUCACAGGGUUCUUCUCUAGCCUUUCGGAAAAGGACUUUUGCCUUACGGAUAAGGACUUUGGUUGUGGUCUCUUGCGUUCACCGAAUCGAUACUUAGUGUUGUAGACUAAGCAGGCAAUCACUGGGAAGUUGGGAGAAAGCACGGGUUGCGCUAAAGCGUGACUUUAGCUUCGCUGGGUUGCGAGGGCGUUACCCUUGCUUCGCUGGUAGUAACGGUGGCGGUUGCGCUCGCAGUCGGCUCGCUGGGAGACUGGGACUGGAAGUGCGGUCGCCGGGUUGGUCUGGUGAUGCUGACAGUCGGCUCUUGGAGAGACUGGGACUGGCGCACGGUCACCGGGUUUCAACAAGGUUGAAGGUUUGCUCCGGGGAGGCUUUGUAAUCGCUAGGAUUGAUUGAUCUGAGAGAGGGGUCUCCCUGUAUCGUCUUUAGCCUCUAUAUAUAGGCUGCUGCAGAUUCACUUUCCAAAUAUGAAUGAAAUACUAUAAUUUAGGCCACAGUUAUUGGCCUUGAAUCAAAUCAAAACUCUUUAUAGUUUUGAUAUCUAUCGUAAGCAAUAAGAGAUUGACUCUGUCGUAGCAAUCUUCUAGGCAAGGUUAAUUACCUUUUAGAGUCCUGGACGUAAUCUUCCUCUUGGUCGCGAGCUGUUGGAUAUGUACGUAUAUAUGUUCAUAUAUAUCUUCGCGAGCACUCGUCGCGGGGACUCACAAUUAAGGUUGAUAGCUUCCUUAAUUGGUCCAUGUUAUUGGCAGAGUGAUUGAUUGCCCCACGUCCACCUUAAUUGCAUGAAAAAGCAUUGAUUGCUUGCUUGCUUGCAUGCAUAUGUAUAUAUAUAGCCCACGUACAGAGCCAUGCAGCUUGCAUAUAUUAACUUAUAUAUAUGAUAUCUUCUGUUGAUUGCCAUCAAGAAUGAUUAUGCCCCUCCUUAAUUGCUCCACCGCAAGACAUUGCAUGGACAAUUAUAUUAUAUAUAUCUCCCUUGAUAUUUGCGAUUAAGGUGGUUGAUUCCUUCCCAAACUUGUUCGCGUCCUCGCAGAGUCUUGAUAAUCAAGCAAACAAAUUACCAUUAACUAUCAAAUACUUGAUAAUUAAUAAUAAAUCAAUGAAUAUCCAGAUUUGCUUCAGGAUUGCUUAACCUCCAAGUAGGCUUUAUUUAGCCUCUAAACAAUAUAUUCCGAGCUUAUCGAAAAUAUAUAGCUUGGGCCACGGAUAUUGGCCCGGUUUUCUUCGAGUCCCUCUUAUCGGCAAAAAAUGUUAUUUUGGGUUCAAACAUUGCCCCCCAGACCUCGAAGUCAAAGUUCCCCGUCUUGACUGAAGAGGUCUUGAGUCAGCACUAAUCUUGCAAUAACGUCGCUCUAAAGCCACUUGCAUUGGCUUCAUAAUAAGUACAAACUUGAAAUCACUUGAUUGAUAUAUAGGCCUCUUAAUUAGGCCGUGAAGUAUGAAUGUCGAUGUCUAAGAUGAACAAUGAGAUAGAUUAAAAGAGUAGCACCUUGAUUGACAAACACUCGUAGAUGAAAAACUUUUAUUUUUAGGCCACUGGAAUUGACCUUAAAGAGCUUAAAACACUGCAUAAGUCUUGAGCAAGAAUAUUGACAAAGUAAAUUCACCACUUGACAAAGUAAAACUUUGAUAAAAACUUAAAAGCCACAGGUGUUGGCCUUAGAUGAUUUCUUCUCCAAAACUUCUUUGAAGAGAAAUCUUCUUGAGGAGGAAAUCCCCUCAAGGAAGAUCCCAAUAAGGAGAAAUCUCCUCGAGGAAGAUAGAAAUCUUCUCAAGGAAGAUCUUGGUGAGAAUGAAAUCUGAGUGAGCUUGAUGAAAGUUCUUCGCGAACGUUUUUGCAUAACUAGCCUGAUGCAGCUGUGGUGUACUUGCUUCAAACCAUCAGUAAAUCACAUGGAGAAUGUGAUAACUAGCCUACUUUUGCAUCUUGUACCUAAGCACCAUGGAACAACAAAUUGCCAAAUCAUCAAGUUCAGCCGCAUGCCCGAAAGAAUCUUGGCCCCUAAUCAGUGAGCAUGUAGCAAUGCCUUCCUCACGGGCUUUGUUGCUUCCAACCAGUAUAUACAAAGUAUGUAUAACACUCAAUCAUAUUCUUUUCACCACUUCAUAUGUAGCUCUCAAGAAGGGAUGAUGACCAAGCAACUUAAUUAAUUAUCUUUUUCUCCACCGAAACCUCAGCCAGCUUGAUGCCCACAUGAUCCAUCCCUUUAGCUCGUCAGCCUGCUGCGCAUGUCUCCUCUGCUGCUUCGUACAUGAUUGAAUGCUUCUUGAAUUGAUUAUAUACUUCUUAUAAAGCCACUCAGUAGACAUUCCAAUAUAUAUAUACAAGCGAAAGCCACAAGUUGGCUCUACAACUCUGAAACCUGCAAGAAGGUUAGAGCUACGCAGUGUCCUUCUCUGCAAAUCAAUGUAUACUGCCACUAUAAUUGGCAUUAAAUCAUCUCGCAAAGUAAAAUCUUUGUACAAUUUCAUGGCCACAAGUAUUGGCCUGGGUGAUACUAAGACACUCAAACAAGUCUUAAUUAAAAUCAUGCCACAGAAUUUUGAAAUCCCUCCCCCAUAUAUCCAUACACAAGUGUAUAAUAUUCGAAUAUAUAUAUUUCCAGGAAUUUUAAAAUCACAGAAACCAUGAUUGAAGAACAUGACCUGUCUUCGUCCAAGCAAGACUUUGUGUUGCCUCCCCAGUCCGCAGUCUUGUGCACUUCAUUGCAUAGUCCCCAGACUUUCAGGAAUGCCAAUAACAGAGACCAAAGCAUCAUAUAUUCCUCUCGUACAGGCCCUCUGUCCAUAUGGUGCCCCCCGGUUUUGAUGUCUGCUGCCCUGCGUAACUGCAUUGAAAAAAAGUGCUGCAUCCAAGA